This is a messenger RNA of Nelumbo nucifera (sacred lotus), 863 nucleotides long. RefSeq names its product cypmaclein-like. NCBI's taxonomy places the organism in Eukaryota, Viridiplantae, Streptophyta, Magnoliopsida, Proteales, Nelumbonaceae. The record is from RefSeq and is a predicted model, not a curated record.
UAGCUCCCACCACGAACCACGAUCCACUGGAGUAAAAGAAGCAUCCAAAAGUUCUUUUAGUCAUGGUAAAUGAUGCCUUCUCCACUUACCUUAAGGUCUACGGAGGAGGCAUCCUCACAUGCCAAUCUGAAAAGAUAAAUAGGAGAUAUCAAAGAAGAUGGUAAAACACCUCACCAUACUUCCUUCUUCAUUGUGACCUCUCCUUCAGCAAAGCCAUGAGCCCUGCAAUUAAGCUUCUUUCCUCUUUGGUUAUUGUCUUCCUUCUCCUCCUACAGGCUUUUGCAGAAGCAUCAACAGAAAAUGCCGUUCAUUCUCCGAGUAAUAUGACUGAAGGAGGUGAUCUAGCUGCACUUUACAGAUACUAUCGCCGACCCAAGAUCAAUUGCCAUUUUGCCUGUGCGAGGAGAUGCAGGAAAUCAUCAAGAAAGAAUGUAUGUACUCGAGCAUGCGGCACCUGUUGCAUGAGAUGCCGGUGUGUUCCUCCGGGUACUUAUGGCAACAAGAAAGCUUGUCCCUGCUAUGCCAGACUCAAGACCCAUGGACACAGGCCCAAAUGCCCUUGAAUCAUCUCUAGUUAAUGCUCUGUAAAGCUCUCUGUAGCUCUUCUGAUCUGCUAAGCUUUUGAAAUAUAUAUCUAUUUAGAAAGACUUGAUUACCAAACAGCCCCUUAGUAAGUUACCUACCAGUAUUACUGGCUUUGAUUGCUGUCUGUGUCGGUUUCAUGUAACUAGUAAAUGAGCCUAUGGGUAUGCUUUUGUUUGAGAGUCAAUAAGGUUCUGUCUUACACGCUUGUGUAAGGAGAUAAAAGGAUUUUUUGUUUGCCUCUAUUUUGUUUUAAUAUAAUUACACUGUCUUUAUAUAUA